CUAGAAGAAGGCUAUUAAUAGGUGCCGGCUUUUCGUAAUCAAAGAUUUCUUCCUUCAACACUGAUUGCUCGCUAGGUAAUUACAGUCGCGCAAAAAUCAAAGAGUGGACGCUGACAACACACGCGUACCCUUUUCUCUUUUUAUUUGUCUGGAGGAUUUUUUCACUGGAAAAAUCGAGUGGAUAGUUGUUGAUAAGUGGAUAAAGUUGGAAUAUUGGUGGAGAGCGUGCAAGAUUUCUUUUCGGGUUUGGGGAAAAUCGCAUGUCUGCGGAGUUUGGCCGGAGAUUUACAAAUCUUGAUCUUCUGUAUUCAGAAAAAGAUGAAACUUUUGAACUUCUCAAUUUGUUUUGGGAUACUAAAAUGACUUUGCUAAAUCAAAUAGAUUCUAUACCGACUCCUGAACCGAUGAAUAUAACGAGAAAGAGUAAUUCAAGAUGCCGAAAGACGGGUGACCUUAGCGUAGCCCAGAUUCUCGAGAAGUGGAAAGAGUACAACACGAAUCUCGACAAGGGAAGCAAACCCUUCCGGAAAGUUCCCGCCAAGGGAUCAAGAAAGGGAUGUAUGAAAGGCAAAGGUGGGCCCGAUAACGCCCACUGCAAUUACAGAGGGGUUCGGCAGAGGACUUGGGGAAAAUGGGUGGCCGAGAUUAGAGAGCCGCACAGAGGGAACAGAUUAUGGCUCGGGACCUUCAGCAGUGCUCCCGAGGCUGCGUGUGCUUACGACGAGGCUGCGCGCGCCAUGUACGGCCCGUGCGCCCGUCUUAAUUUCCCGUCGAGAGAGAAUGUCAAAGAUUCUUUUCCAGUUGCUGCAAAAACAUCAUCAGACUCUGCAAACUCAGGUAUUUCAGAGAUUUGUCAUAAUGGGGGUGUCCCAAAGAAACCCGAACACAAUACAGAAACGGAUGAUAAUGAAGGGCUAUCGAAGUUUUCCCAUGAUAAUCAACCGAUACCUCAAGAGCUUGGUGAUGAUCAAUGGGCUAUCGUGAAAAAGGAAGUAGUUGAGGAGGAAGAAGUUCCCCUUUUGAAGGAGAAAGCGAAAGAAGAUGAAGAAAUCGGGAAAGAGGUAAAAAUAGACUUCAACAAUGCCGUACCAGAUGAUGGACAUUGUAUGAAAAAUCGGGAGAGUUUGGGAAAUGAAUUAGCGAGCUUCCAAAACGAAGAGAUGUUUGACGUGGACGAGCUGCUUGCUGAGUUGAACUCUUCUUCUCAAGAAAGGGAAUCGGGUUUUGAGGCUGUGGGAGGAUCGAAUGGUGGAGAAAUGGGCCGGGCUACAAAUGGAAGUCUUAUGUCAGCCCAAUUGGAGGGGUUGAAUAGUAAUCCGACUCGAGAGCUUUCGGUUUAUGAUUAUGAUUUGGAUUUCUUAAAGCCUGGGAGGCAGGAAGAUAAUAACUUUUGGUGGAGUGAUUUAGAUUUGGAUUUGGACAUGGGCGUGUGAGGCGUUCUUGUGUAAGCUGAUGGUCACAUAUAGGUUAGUAGGGUUGUUGGACUCAAAAAGGGAAGGAAAAUGAAUCUUUUUUUGACUUGUUUGUGUAAAAUAUAUACAUAUCUCUGUUCAUUUAGGACUAACUGCUUUCUUAUCUCAUUUUUAUUUCACUUUCUGAAUACUCUGCAAGUUUUAGAGUGGAGUAGGUUUUUCUGUAGAGGGUACGCACACCAUAAUGCCAUUGUAUAUCAUCAUAUGAGUUGAAUUAACUGAGUUUAUUGUAUAUCAUUUCUUAAACAAA
Striga asiatica is the source of this 1722-nucleotide messenger RNA. The record is from the annotation of a GenBank genome assembly. NCBI's taxonomy places the organism in Eukaryota, Viridiplantae, Streptophyta, Magnoliopsida, Lamiales, Orobanchaceae.